AUGACGAGCGACGCCAAGAUCAGGUAUCUCAGACUGAACCAGGUGUUCAACAAGGCUCUAGGACAGUCAAUUUCUAAGCUUGAGAGCUGGGAGAAGGUCAGCUCCUGCUUCCCCAAGUAUGCAAGCACACGAGAAGGUGCAUCGAAUCUGGUAAACUGCCAGCGACAGGUCAAAGAAUUCUGGAUGGAACUCUGUAAGAGAGAAUUUGAGGAGAUACUUUCGGAGCGGAACGUCAAGCAGAAGCUAGAUGAGUUGGACGAUCUUAUUUCAGAGGCGAAACAACGUCUGCGAUCUUCGAAGAAGCAAGGUUCAGAAACGCAACCGAGUCGAAAUAUAGAUGAGCUAUCAAGUGAAGAGCUGAUACAAUGCAAUCUGUAUAACGAGAGGCAGAAAGCCAGCGAGCAGUUGGACGUAAGACUGACCGCUUUAAACGACAUGAACAAAGGUCUGCAGAAGGAGCUCAACGGGUUAGUGGAAACGUUGAACGUCGAGCAAGCGGAACUAUCUAAGCUGUAUGACAGAUACCUCGGGAGCGCAGUUGAGCAACCGCUGGAUGAAACUCUGGUGCAAGGUCUGGGCGAUAUGCUCAGUGAACUUCGGGAGGUAUAG
Molecule: messenger RNA, 609 nt
Organism: Torulaspora globosa
Lineage: Eukaryota; Fungi; Ascomycota; Saccharomycetes; Saccharomycetales; Saccharomycetaceae
Gene: NNF1
Product: MIND complex subunit NNF1
Exons: 1
Coding region: 1-609 (202 amino acids)
Biological process (GO): chromosome segregation
Cellular component (GO): MIS12/MIND type complex
Source: RefSeq, a predicted model, not a curated record